Molecule: messenger RNA, 1335 nt
Organism: Neomonachus schauinslandi (Hawaiian monk seal)
Lineage: Eukaryota; Metazoa; Chordata; Mammalia; Carnivora; Phocidae
Product: transmembrane protease serine 11A-like
Biological process (GO): proteolysis
Cellular component (GO): extracellular region; plasma membrane
Molecular function (GO): serine-type endopeptidase activity
Source: RefSeq, a predicted model, not a curated record
AUGGUGCAGUGCAUCUCUACUUACAAUCAGGCUAGAUUCCCAAGCCUCUACAAAGACUAUUUCUUUUCAGAUCUAAAAUGUUUUCUUUUUCACAGAACAGUAGGAUUUGGCACCCAAAGCAGAGGUUUGAAACCAUGGAUGAUUGCCCUUCUCAUUGUGUUAUUACUGACAGUGGUGGCAGUGACUAUUGGUGUUCUGGCUCACUUGUUAUUCUCUGGCCAGAAAAUGGAGUAUUAUCACAGCACCUUUAAAAUUUCAGAUCUACCAGUCAAUAGUAAUUCUGGACAAAACAGCACAUACCAACUUAAGGUCUUACGGGAGAUGAGCGAGAAUUUGGUGGAUGAGAUAUUUAUAGAUUCAGCCUUGAACAAGCAUUAUAUCAAGAACCAAGUAGUCAGACUGACUCCAGAGGAAGAUGGUGUGAAGGCAGAUAUCAUUAUGGUGUUCCAGUUCCCCUCUACUGAGCAAAGGGCCUUAAUAAAGGAGAAAAUCCUUAGCAUCUUAAAUCAGAAGAUAAGGAACACAAGAGCCUUACCCAUAAAUUCCUCUUCAGUUCAAGUUAAUGCAAUGAGCUCAUCAACAGGGAAGCUAACUGUCCAAGCAUGUUGUGGUAAAUGAGUUGUUCCAUUAAUAGUCAACAGAAUAAUGUCUGGAGACAUCGCAGCCAAGGCUGCCUGGCCUUGGCAAGCUUCCCUUCAGCGUAAUAACAUACAUCAGUGUGGGGCCACCUUGGUCAGUAAUACGUGGCUCAUCACUGCAGCACACUGCUUUACGAAUAAUGCAAAUCCACGUCAAUGGACUGUUAGCUUUGGGACAACAAUCAACCCUCCACUACUAAAUGUCAGAAUAAUUAUUGUCCAUGAAAGAUAGCACUCCCCAGCAAGAGAAAACGACAUUGCUGUCGGGCAGUUCUCUCCCAGGGUCACCUUUACUGAUGACAUCCACCGGGUUUGUCUGCCAGAAGCCUCUGCAUCCUUCCAACCAAAUUCCACUGUCUAUAUCACAGGAUUUGGAGCACUCUUCUAUGGUGGGGAAUCUCAAAAUAAUCUUCAAGAAGCCAAACUGAAAAUCAUAAGUGAUGAUGUGUGCAAGCAACCACAUGUAUAUGGCCAUGAUAUAAAAUCUGGAAUGUUUUGUGCUGGAUAUCUGGAAGGAAUAUAUGAUGCCUGCAGGGGUGAUUCUGGGGGACCUUUAGUUGUAAAGGAUCUUAAAGGUACCUGGUAUCUCAUUGGAAUUGUGAGCUGGGGAGAUAACUGUGGUCAAAAGAACAAACCUGGAGUCUACACAAAUGUGGUUUAUUACCGAAACUGGAUCACUUCAAAAACCGGCCUCUAA